AGGGGGGCGUGGUUACAGUCUCACUGAAGCACCGCUACCCGCGCGCUCCACCAACACAGCAGUCAGCUGGGGAGAGGCAGGCGUGUGCGCGCGCGCGUGCCGACCAACCGGGAAGCGAAGCGCAAGCCGAGAAAGACCCCGUUCAACCUCAACGGCGCAGGCUACAAGUCGAGGAGAUUUCUACCCACUACAUCCAUUCCGUCCCCAUCAUGGCCGACCCAGCGGCUGUCGAGGUCGAGGGGGCCGCGCGAGGCUUCGCCAGGCAGGGCGCGCUGAGGCAGAAGAACGUGCAUGAAGUGAAGAACCACAAGUUCAUCGCUCGCUUCUUCAAGCAACCGACCUUCUGCAGCCACUGCACCGACUUUAUCUGGGGUUUCGGCAAGCAAGGUUUCCAGUGUCAAGUGUGCGGUUUCGUGGUCCACAAACGCUGCCAUGAAUUUGUUACUUUUUCCUGCCCAGGGGCCGACAAGGGCCCUGCAUCAGAUGACCCUCGCAGUAAGCAUAAAUUCAAGGUACACACAUACUCCAGCCCCACAUUCUGUGACCACUGUGGAUCUCUACUGUACGGGCUCAUACACCAGGGGAUGAAAUGUGACACUUGUAUGAUGAAUAUUCAUAAACGAUGUGUGGAAAAUGUUCCCAGUCUGUGUGGAACAGACCACACCGAGAGGAGAGGACGGCUGCAUAUCAGUGCUAGUAUCACAAAUUUAGUUCUCACCGUGACCAUCAAGGAGGCUCGUAACUUGGUGCCAAUGGAUCCAAAUGGACUAUCAGAUCCAUACGUGAAGCUUAAGUUAAUUCCAGACCCAAAGAGCGAGAGCAAGCAGAAGACCAAAACCAUCAAGUGCUCCCUCAAUCCUACCUGGGAUGAACACUUCAGCUUUAACCUCAAAGAUACAGAUAAAGACAGGCGUUUGUCAGUGGAGGUGUGGGAUUGGGAUCUGACCAGCAGGAAUGACUUCAUGGGGGCCAUGUCUUUUGGCAUCUCCGAGCUGCAGAAACAAGGUGUCGAUGGAUGGUUUAAGUGUCUGGGCCAAGAGGAAGGGGAAUAUUUCAAUGUUCCAGUUCCACCAGAUGGAGAGGAGGGCAAUGAAGAACUGAGGCAGAAAUUUGAGAGAGCCAAGAUCGGCCCUGGCACUAAGAAUAUAGAUGGCUCUUCAAAGAAUGAUAUCUCCAAAUAUGAUGCCAAUGGCAACCAAGACCGCAUGAAGCUCACAGACUUCAACUUCAUCAUGGUGCUGGGCAAAGGCAGCUUUGGCAAGGUGAUGCUUGCCGAGCGUAAAGGCUCAGAUGAGCUGUACGCAGUGAAGAUCUUGAAGAAGGACGUGGUCAUUCAGGAUGAUGAUGUGGAAUGCACUAUGGUGGAGAAGAGAGUUCUCGCUCUCUCUGGCAAACCGCCCUUCCUCACCCAUCUCCACUCCUGCUUUCAGACCAUGGACCGCCUUUACUUCGUGAUGGAGUAUAUCAAUGGUGGAGAUUUGAUGUAUCAGAUACAACAAGUGGGAAAAUUUAAGGAACCCCAUGCUGUGUUCUAUGCUGCAGAGAUUGCCUUCGGCUUGUUCUUUCUUCAUUCUAAGGGCAUUAUUUACAGAGAUCUGAAGCUGGAUAAUGUGAUGUUGGAUGCUGAAGGCCACAUUAAGAUAGCUGAUUUUGGCAUGUGCAAAGAGAACAUGUUUGAUGGGACCACAACCAAAACCUUCUGUGGCACUCCAGACUACAUUGCCCCAGAGAUCAUAGCAUAUCAACCGUAUGGGAAGUCUGUUGACUGGUGGGCUUAUGGAGUUCUCCUGUAUGAAAUGCUGGCGGGACAGCCCCCUUUUGAUGGUGAGGAUGAAGAUGAGCUAUUCCAGUCCAUCAUGGAGCAUCAUGUAUCUUACCCGAAAUCCAUGUCAAAAGAAGCAGUGGCCAUAUGCAAGGGGCUGAUGACCAAGCACCCAGGGAAGCGUCUGGGUUGUGGACCGGAGGGAGAACGAGACAUUAAGGAACACGCUUUCUUCCGCUACAUGGACUGGGAAAAGCUGCAAAAUAAAGAAGUUCAACCCCCCUUCAAACCCAAAGCAAAAAAUCGCCGUGACACUGGGAAUUUCGACAAGGAGUUCACCAAGAUGGUGGUUGAGCUGACACCAACGGAUAAACUCUUCAUUAUGAAUCUGGACCAAAAUGAAUUCCAAGGCUUCUCCUACACCAACCCUGAGUUUGUUAUUCAGGUUUAACACCAAACUCCAAUCGAUUGCUCCUUUAGUGAGAGAAGGAGACGCUCGAUCGUAUUACCCAGAAAGCAUUAUUUUGUCCCAGUGCAUCCUGAUUGUCCUCUCUCUUCACUUAAAAAGGCACAAAACCAGCAGGAUCAAACAGAACCAAACCAGGAUUUACUCAGUUUUUCAACCAAGGCCUCGGAAACUCUUGAAAUUGAAUUUGACAGAGGAGAGAGAACGGUUAUAAAAGAGUGUAUUCAUAGUCUC
Messenger RNA from Rhinichthys klamathensis goyatoka, 2462 nucleotides. It is a transcript of the gene prkcba, whose product is annotated as protein kinase C, beta a. The transcript is spliced from 17 exons. NCBI's taxonomy places the organism in Eukaryota, Metazoa, Chordata, Actinopteri, Cypriniformes, Leuciscidae. Gene Ontology annotation, molecular function: diacylglycerol-dependent serine/threonine kinase activity; zinc ion binding; ATP binding. Gene Ontology annotation, biological process: protein phosphorylation. The coding region runs from base 210 to 2213 and encodes 667 amino acids. The record is from RefSeq and is a predicted model, not a curated record.